AGAGAGAGGGCUGGAGCUGCUGUUGAUUUUAUAAGGCUAUUACCUGCUGUUUAGGUUGAGUAAAACUGUUUCCUAAUGGUUUAUAAGACCUUGUGAUCGUUUGUUACAUGCAUUGAGUUCUGAAACAAAGAGCCCCUUUUCUGUUUUAUUUAAGAACUCGGAUAGUGGGGCUGUCAGCUGUAGUGCACACAGAGAUGUUUAACUGAGGAAACAAACGUGCUUUAAGUAAUGCUAAAAGACGUUACUCCUUUCAAAGUAAGACGAGUCUGCUGUUUGUUUUCUUUAUUUAGCACACUAGAAGAAGUGCUGAUUUUAUAGGAAUGUUAAUUCUCCUGUAAAAAAAUAAAAGCAGAGGAUUCCACUACUCGAGUUUCAAUCUAAAACCAGUGAAGAUGGACGUCAGCGUGUCCGUGUCGUUCUUUCAAGACGAGCUCGCCUCUACCAUCGAGCACGCAGUGAAAGCGGCUGUAGACACCGUCUUGUGCCAAAUCACAAAAGUUGUCGGCGGCAAAUUCACUGAAUUCCGAAUGGAAAUGGCUGGAAAGGAGAAAGAGAAUGAAAGUCUGAAGCUGAGAUUGGAAAUAUCAGAGAGCGAGUUGAAAGCAGUGCGGGAAUGCAUGAACGCUGCAGAUGCAGACAUUAAACAACCUCUCAGAAACAUGAACCCCGACUGCAAUGAACAAGACUUUCAGAGGAACGAGAACCAGGGAUUAUUUCAAGAUCCCAAAGAGAGCCAUGCUAUGCCUAAAUCUGAAACACAGACGGGGCCAAUGAUAGAAGCAGUUUACACACAAGAGGAGUCCUUUGACCAGGAGUGGUGUGCAAGUCUAAAGCAGGUUACAGAGCUGACAUGUGUUAAAGAUGAAGAGGUCCCUCGACUGGAAUGUGUUCCUAUUAAAGAGGAAUUCUUAGAACAGGAAUGUGUCCCCAUCGCAGAGGAAGUUCCUACUGAAAAUAAUGUCUGUACACUUGAGGAGAACAACAAGCUGGGAUCCAGCCUGUGUGAUGAUUGUCCAUCUGAAUGUGAACUGGGAUUUGGAGCUGCUAAAGAGAAUCACACAGGAGGGACUCAAUUUCCCUGUGCUGAUUGUGAGAAGGGUUUCAGUUGUUUAUCAAAACUUACAAUCCACCAGCGCAUUCACACAGGAGAGAAACCUCAUCACUGCCCUGAGUGUGGGAAGAAAUUCACACAGUUACAAAAUCUUAAAAUCCACCAGCGUGUUCACACAGGAGAGAAACCUCAUCAGUGCAUUGAGUGUGGGAAAAGUUUCACACGAUUUGAAAAUCUUCAAUCACACAUGCGGAUUCACACAGGAGAGAAACCUUAUCAAUGCCCUGAGUGUGGGAAGAGAUUCACAUAUUUAAGUUCCUUCAGAAUCCACCAGAGGACUCACAAAGACAAAUCUUAUCAAUGUAGUGAAUGUUUGAAGAGCUUCAGUCACUUGUCAAACCUUAAAAGACACCAUAAAAUUCACACAAGAGUUCAGCCGGUUUCUGACUGUUGAAGGACACAAAAGAAUUCAUAGAAUUUGAGGACACCUAACAUCAGGACUAAAUUUGACUAAAAUGUAGAAAUAUUUACUGAAAAUAAAAUAAAAGAAUAACCUUGCUUGAUAAAUAGUUUUACUCUUAAUCACUUCAGCUCACAAACUUACACUCCCAGAUGGAAGAUAUGAACUACUACAUCUUGU
Molecule: messenger RNA, 1691 nt
Organism: Acipenser ruthenus (sterlet)
Lineage: Eukaryota; Metazoa; Chordata; Actinopteri; Acipenseriformes; Acipenseridae
Product: zinc finger protein 239-like
Exons: 3
Coding region: 393-1505 (370 amino acids)
Biological process (GO): regulation of transcription by RNA polymerase II; central nervous system development
Cellular component (GO): nucleus
Molecular function (GO): RNA polymerase II cis-regulatory region sequence-specific DNA binding; DNA-binding transcription factor activity, RNA polymerase II-specific
Source: RefSeq, a predicted model, not a curated record